This is a messenger RNA of Ogataea angusta, 846 nucleotides long. RefSeq lists its product as uncharacterized. Gene Ontology annotation, molecular function: GTP binding. Gene Ontology annotation, cellular component: nucleolus. The transcript is spliced from 2 exons. The coding region runs from base 1 to 846 and encodes 281 amino acids. The record is from RefSeq and is a predicted model, not a curated record. Lineage: Eukaryota; Fungi; Ascomycota; Pichiomycetes; Pichiales; Pichiaceae.
AUGUUCGCCAGUCGUCGGAGUCUUAGUCACCGGCUUCUUCGUAGUAAAAGGCCCAACAUUCAAACGUGCUUUCUUUUCGUUUUACUGACUAUUCAGGCUGCGUGGGUGAAACACCUGUCCAAAGACUACCCUACUCUGGCGUUCCAUGCCAGCAUCACCAACUCUUUCGGCAAAGGAUCGCUGAUCCAGCUGCUGCGUCAGUUUUCCGUCCUCCACCAGGACAGAAAACAGAUCAGCGUUGGUUUCAUUGGGUAUCCCAACACAGGAAAGUCCAGUAUCAUCAACACGCUGAGACGCAAGAAGGUGUGCACGGUGGCUCCUAUCCCGGGAGAAACUAAGGUGUGGCAGUACAUUACGUUGAUGAAAAGAAUCUUUUUGAUCGACUGUCCCGGAAUCGUGCCUCCAUCCACGAAGGACACCGAGGCAGACAUUCUGUUCCGCGGUGUUGUGCGUGUGGAGCACGUUUCGAACCCAGAACAGUUCAUUCCGGACCUUUUGGCCAAGUGCGAACGCAAACAUCUGGAGAGAACGUACGAAAUCAAGGGGUGGAAAAAUGCGGGCGAAUUUAUCGAGCUGCUGGCGCGCAAGCACGGAAGGCUGCUGAAGGGAGGCGAGCCCGACGAGAGCGGAGUGGCCAAGCAGGUGAUUGCUGACUUCAACAGGGGAAAGAUUCCGUGGUUUGUGCCGCCUCCAGAGGACACUGAGGAGCGCACGGGGGUGGACAAAAAGGCGGCGUACAAGAGAAAGCGAGCCGAGCGCGAGGAGCGUGCCGAGGCCGAGCAGCAGGCAGAGUACGAGGCCGAGCAGGAGGACGACCUGCUGCCAAAGAAGCAGAGAACCGAGUAG